Messenger RNA from Mustela lutreola (European mink), 3396 nucleotides. RefSeq names its product RAB, member of RAS oncogene family like 3 (gene RABL3). Gene Ontology annotation, biological process: intracellular protein transport. NCBI's taxonomy places the organism in Eukaryota, Metazoa, Chordata, Mammalia, Carnivora, Mustelidae. The transcript is spliced from 8 exons. The record is from RefSeq and is a predicted model, not a curated record. Gene Ontology annotation, cellular component: endomembrane system. Gene Ontology annotation, molecular function: GTPase activity. The coding region runs from base 16 to 726 and encodes 236 amino acids.
CCAGGCAGUAGCAAGAUGGCGUCCCUGGAUCGGGUGAAAGUACUGGUAUUGGGAGACUCAGGUGUUGGGAAAUCUUCACUGGUUCAUCUUCUGUGUCAGAAUCAAGUACUGGGAAAUCCGUCAUGGACUGUGGGCUGCUCAGUAGAUGUCAGAGUUCAUGACUACAAAGAAGGAACCCCAGAAGAGAAGACCUACUAUAUAGAAUUAUGGGAUGUUGGCGGCUCUGUGGGCAGUGCCAGCAGUGUGAAAAGCACCAGAGCAGUGUUCUACAACUCUGUAAAUGGUAUUAUUUUAGUACAUGACUUAACAAAUAAGAAGUCAUCCCAAAACUUGUAUCGUUGGUCAUUGGAAGCUCUCAACAGGGACUUGGUGCCAACUGGAGUAUUGGUAACAAAUGGGGAUUAUGACCGGGAACAGUUUGCUGAUAACCAGAUCCCACUGUUGGUAAUAGGGACUAAACUGGAUCAGAUUCAUGAAACCAAGCGCCAUGAAGUUUUAACCAGAACUGCUUUCCUGGCUGAGGAUUUCAAUGCAGAAGAAAUUAAUUUGGAUUGCACGAAUCCACGGUACUUAGCUGCAGGUUCUUCCAAUGCUGUCAAGCUCAGUAGGUUUUUUGAUAAGGUCAUAGAGAAGAGAUACUUUCUGAGAGAAGGUAAUCAGAUUCCUGGCUUUCCUGAUCGGAAAAGGUUUGGGGGAGGAACAUUAAAGAGCCUUCAUUACGACUGAAUCGCACUCAUCGUCUGGAAGAGUGAGCUAGCCAUGGCAGUCGUGCAUAGCCUUCUUCUUGCCGUGUUGAUGAUUAUUGUUGCAGCCUUUUCACAGAAUCAUCUUAAAAGGCCACCCUUCAGCCUCACCUUUCAAUGGAAAGCUGAAAGGAAGUGACCGUGUGGGAGGUCCAAACUUUAUCCCUGUCCUCUCUGUUCCUCACCUUUCUGUCCCUGUUUCUAGAUUAUGUAAAAGCCCUGUGGAAAUAGGAGAUGUUGUCAAAGUGAUGCAGUAAAUGAGCAGUGACAGAGUGCUGCAGAGAAAAUUUACUCUUCCCAGAACUGGAAGGUUUUUCUAGGUCUGUAAUUUUCCCCACACUCCUUGCUGGAGGCUUAAUUAAGUACUUCAGAAAUUUAUCUCUGUUGUUUGACCCUCUUGAGGGGAAAGGUUAUGUUAACCAGCCCUGGGUCAUGCAACGCAAACAGUCUUUGUCAUUUUCAAGGAAGCAAAAUGGUGUUAUUUAAUUGUGGCCCCUCUCAUCGCACACAGGGAUGCCGUAGAAUAGCAGCCCUAGUCUCCCUCUCCUAUGCUUUGCAAGUGGUUUGGUGGCUAGAAGAGGCAGACUCAGAGCUGGAGUUAAAUAUAAAUAGAUUAAUAAUACAUAGAGAAUGGCAGUACCAGAAAAGAAGAAUUCUCCGAGAGAUGGACAGCUCACUCACUAAAACCUUCACUCUAGGUUCCAGAUGUCUGCACUGUCUUAAUUGUGUUCUAUUUGGAAAUAGAUGGGGUGAGAUCUCAGAUCUGUAUGAGGGCACCAAGAGAGAAUUGCGGCCUCUUUGGUUUCUGUGGUUUGUUUUUUUUGUUUUGUUUUGUUUUGUUUUAAGGAAAGUCAUCUCCUGAAAUGCCUCUUAACUGUAGUCAGUAAACUAAGAAUUUUAUUCUCUGUGUCAACAAUGUAUUUAUGGAGAGAAGUAAAAAUAAGUUCCACAGCAACACAUUUACAUGAAUUAUGGACUAGGAUUCUUAGAUUUCAUAAUCCAACGUUUUUUGAGGGUGGUGGUGUAUAUGUGCGUAUGCAUAAUUGUUCAUCGUUACUUUUUUUACCCAUCUUUUCUGCUUGUUUAAUUCUCUCUGCCCUGGUUCUUUAAUAUAUAGACCUCGUUUCCAAAAACUGCAAUUUGCUGCCUUAUUCAACACCCAUUUUCCUGGUUUGGCUCUGCAGCAGGUCAAAAAUCACUCCUGAUUUUGUUCCAUAUUAACAAAUAAUAAGCCCACAGUUUCAACUUUGCAAUUUAAAACUAGGCAAAAAACACUAAAUUUACUUUCUCUUGCAUUUUAAUUAAAUUUCAGAAGUCCUUUGAAAAUCCAGGUAUGCUAAAAAGAGGUACUUAAAAUAAGAACAUUAGGCAGUGCUUUUAGAAAAGCAGUUGUAGGAAUUUGGAAAAGGAUUUUUAAAGCACUUUUUGUCAGCUAGAAUAUUCUCCAGUCUUUCUUCGCAUCCUCAGCCACAAGAAUUAGCCCUGAUUUUUUUCCCACAAAAGGGAGCUAUGCAGAUCAGGCUCUGUAUGUGGAGUUUGGCACAAGCCUGUUGUGACAGAGAUGUGCAGGAAGCAGGAAGUCAAUGCAUAGACAAAGACCUGAGCCAACUAAAGCUCUUUGUGUUCCUCUUUUAAGAAAUAAAUUUUUUAAAAUUAGGUUAUAAAAAAAUAAAAUACAACAACACAAGAACAAAAAUUACCAUAUAACCUUUUCCUCCUCUCCCUCUUUCUUCCUCUUUCUUGCCCUUCAUUUAAAAAAAAAAAAAAAAAUUCUCAGUUUCUUUAUUUUCUCCAUUAUGAAAAAAUAAAAGUAACCCAUCCCUGAUGGCUUCAGGGUCAGCCUUGGAAACAGAAUAGUAUUCUUCAACUCCAUUUCUUCUUGCUGUCAGGCUUGACUCCCUGGAUUGUAGUUUUCUGGGAAAAAAAAUGAUUUUUAAUCUAAGGUAAAUUUGCUGCAAAUAUUAGUAACAGCAAAACAAGGCUGCUUGCCAAAAUGAAUGUUGUUAUGUUAUUAGCCAAAGUUCUUCAAAAAGAAACAUAAUUUUUCCUAAGAUUUCCUGAGACUUGCUCAUCAGAAUUGCUUUUGGAUAAUCAACCAAUGUAAAUACUGAAAUACUUCCUUUUCAGUGUUAAUUAAAUCUUUAAUUUUCUUGAUGAAACAAGUGACUGGCAAUAGAGAAAGUUUUUUUUUUUUCCCUGUUGUGAUUUAGAUGUCUAACAAAUGUUACUUACGGUGGAGGCAACCAGAAGUGAAGGCAUAUGGUCACUCCUCUGUCCCUGAGGUGGCAGGGCCCUCUGUUGGAGUCCAACUAAAGAUUGGAUUGGCCUCUCCACAUCCAUGCUCUGAAAAGAAUUGCUGCUCUCAAAGGGGUCAGUUCAUAUCAGCUAUAUCUCCGGUUCUCAGAACUCCCUAGAAAUUGAGGCAUCCAUGGUGGAUUCUGAGUGGCUUGACACUGCUGUUUAUCUGUCCAUUCUGAAAAUGGACUGUGUGGAACUGAUGUGCUGGGCCAUCAGACUGAGAUGAAGAGCUUCUAAUUGCUGCCAUGACCAGAGCUUCUGCGUGUCCAUUUCAACAGUAUAUGCCAGAGCACCCAGCCUAGGGAGGACCUGCUAUGUGUUUUUAAUAAAUGUUGGUUUAAUUGAAAUUUUUAAA